Messenger RNA from Hemibagrus wyckioides, 5271 nucleotides. RefSeq names its product endosome-lysosome associated apoptosis and autophagy regulator family member 2b (gene elapor2b). The transcript has 22 exons. Gene Ontology annotation, biological process: positive regulation of BMP signaling pathway. The coding region runs from base 187 to 3210 and encodes 1007 amino acids. Lineage: Eukaryota; Metazoa; Chordata; Actinopteri; Siluriformes; Bagridae. The record is from RefSeq and is a predicted model, not a curated record.
CUGCUGCCAGUCCAAGCCGCACGAGCGCAGCGGAGAGGAACAGCUUCGCACUCGCGACUAAAGCUGCGCGACCUCGGCGAACCCGUCAGCAUCCUGCGAUCUCACACACACACACACACACACCCGGAGACAGCUGAUGGCGUGUUAGUCCUGGUCCUCUAUCCUCUCUGUUUUCUCCUCGGGAAGAUGGAGAAGAGCACGAGAUGCGCUACCUGGUGUCGCCUCGCGCGCUGUGUGUCGGUGCUUCUCCUGUGCGCUCUCCCGCGGGCGCGCGCUACAUCCAACCUGCCACCGUGUCGAGAGGGUGACUAUUACUUUGAAUACACGGAGUGUGACAGUACAGGUUCACGCUGGAGAGUGGCCAUUCCUCAUCAACAGGGCAGCUGCAGUGGCCUACCAGAGCCUGUCAGAGGCACGGACUGCACGUUCUCCUGUGAAUCGGGAGAGUUUUUAGAGAUGUCCUCUCAGCAGUGUACCGCCUGUGCAGCAGGCUCCUAUUCGCUAGGCAGCGGCGUCCGUUUCGACCAAUGGGAUUCCAUUCCUGCCGGGUUCAGCAGCUUAGCCACCUACAUGGAGCCUGAAGGAGCCGCAGAUGAAACUCUGUCCUGCAACAAUUCCACAUGGACACCUCAGGGUACUCACUUAGAGUCGAAUCGGGACGAGUGCACCGUUUCACUUGUGUAUGCGGUUCAUCUGAUGAAACAGGGCUCCGUCUCCUUCGACUACCAAUACGUAGACAACAACAUCUUCUUCGAGUUCUUUAUUCAGAAUGAUCAGUGCCAGGAAAUGGACCAGUCAGCAGACCAGAAAUGGAUCAAAAUCACGUCUAAUGGUGAAUGGGGAACACACACGGUGAACCUGAAGUCAGGAACUAAUAUCUUGUACUGGAGGACCACAGGCAUUCUGCUGGGAGGGAAACCUGUGAAGCCUGUCCUGCUGAAAAACAUACAGAUUGAAGGUGUUGCGUAUACGUCUGAGUGUUUCCUGUGCAGACCAGGUACCUUCAGUAAAACCCCAGGAUCGUCCUUCUGUGAUCUCUGUCCCAGAAACACCUACUCGAGUAAAGGAGCUAGCUCAUGUACACUGUGUCCUGAGGCACAGUAUUCCGAGGAAGGCUGGGCGGAGUGUAAGGAGAAGCCUCCAUGCUCCGAGAAAGAUUACUUCCAGAUCCACACUGCAUGUGACUCCAGUGGCAAAACACAGGUGCUGUAUCGAUGGGUGGAGCCCAAGGUGUGUGUGGAGGAUAGAGCUAGAGCGGUCACUCUGCCCCCUUCAGGAGAGAAGGAAGAUUGUCCACCGUGCAAUCCAGGCUUUUAUACACAUAAUUCAUCCACAUGCCUGCCCUGUCCACCUGGGACAUACUCCAAUGGCACCACAGAAUGCCAGGCCUGUCCAGCAGGAACGGAGCCAUCAUUAGGAUAUGAGUAUAAAUGGUGGAAUGUUUUACCCAACAACAUGAAGACUUCCUGUUUCAAUGUGGGCAACUCGAAAUGUGACGACAUGAACGGCUGGGAGGUCGCCGGGGAUCACAUUCGCAGUGGAAUUGGAGGCUCUGAUAAUGAUUAUCUCAUUCUCACGCUACGAGUGCCUGGAUUUAAACUUCCAACGUCUGUAGCCGGAGUCACAGCCAGCGAGUUCGGUCGAAUCACGUUCGUCUUUGAGACGAUCUGCAGUGCAGACUGCGAACUCUACUUCAUGAUGGAUGUAAACAGGAAGAGCACAAACGUAGUGGAGUCGUGGGAAGGCACCAAAAGCAGACGCGCAUACACACACAUCAUGACUAAGAACGCAUCUGUGUCUUACACGUGGGCCUUCCAGCGUACCAACAAGCCUCUAGAUGCCCGGCGCUAUGUGAGCGACAUUGCCAAGAUCUACUCCAUCACCAUCACCAACGCUCUGGACGGCUCGGCCUCGUCCUGCCACGCCUGCGCCAUGGUGAGUCAGGAGAGCGGCUCGUCCUGUGUCCCCUGCCCUGCCGGACACUUCAUAGACAAAGAUACUAACCAGUGUCAGGAAUGUCCUCCAAACACCUUCCUCUCUGGACAUCAUAUCUACGGACAAGAGGCCUGCCAGCUGUGCGGCCCUGGCAGUAAGAGUAACAAGGAACACUCCUUGUGCUACAGCGACUGCUCCUUCUCCCAUGUGGAUCAGAACCGAACCCUGACCUACGACCUCAGUGCCUUAAGCUCAGUGGGAUCCAUCAUGAAUGGACCGAGUUUCACUUCUAAGGGAACGAAAUACUAUCACCAGUUCAACAUCAGCCUGUGCGGUGCAGAGGGUCAGAAGGUGGCUGUGUGCUCGGAUAACGUCACCGAUCUGUCCAACAAAGACACACAGAGUGAAUCAGCUGCCUUCAACAAUUACGUGGAGACUUUCAUCUGUCAAUCAACCAUCAUCCCAGCAGAUGGACGGGGCUUCAGGACAGCUAUCUCCUCCCAGUCCAUCAGUCUAGCUGAUACCUUCCUCGGAGCCACAGUUGAAAUCACUCUGAAUGGAGUCAGCAUUAGACCGGAUCUGUUCCCUGAAACGUCUCAAAGACUUCCAGAUAUCAACUUCUUCUUUCAUUCUCCGCAGGUGACGGCGUCCUGUGAACACGGCCGCAGUGCCGUCAUUACGCUGCGCUGUAACCCUGAGAAAGGAGAGCGGGGAGAGCUUACUGUCCCCAGUAAGUGUCCUGCAGGUACGUGUGAUGGCUGUACAUUUUACUUCCUGUGGGAAAGUUCAAGCGCGUGUCCCAUUUGCACUAAAGCAGACUACCACUCGAUAGAGGGAGCGUGCAAGGGAGGCAUGCAGGAAAUCCUGUACGUAUGGAACGAGCCGAAGCUGUGCACGAAGGGUGUGUCGCUCCCGGAUAAGAGCUCCACUGCCUGUGAAGCUGUCCCACUGUGGCUGAAGGUUGGAAUAGGGGGCGGGGCAUUCAUAGCCGUCCUCCUCAUCUCUCUCACGUGUUAUUUCUGGAAGAAAAACAAGAGGUUGGAGUAUAAGUAUUCCCGCCUCGUGAUGUCGGCCAAUAAGGAGUGUGAGCUGCCAGCGGCAGACAGCUGUGCUCUGGCGGAGGGAGAGGGAGAGGAGAAUGAGGACGAUGUUGUUUAUUCAAACACGCCAACGCUGCUGGGGAAGCUGAAGGCUAUCGCUAGCAAGGGUGAAGGAACCAGCAGUGAAUCUGUGCAGCUGAAGUCGUCUCAGGCAGAGAGAUGGGUCUGGGGUUAGAGUGAUGGGGUCAGGAGGAGCACAGCAACAACAUCAACAUCAUCAUCAUCAUCAUCAACAACUUACUCUUCACAAAGAGAGGGAGAAUGAGAGAGAGACUUGUAGCCGGGUGCUCGGGCAUUCAGGCUCUCCCGCAUCUCUUUAUUCAUCCGAAAUUUCUCAACUGUUUACAUAUCUUCUAAAAUCCAGCGCAUAAACAUCUCCCUUCAUAUCAUUUCACAAGAUGAUCUUUUGCUCCCUGAUACUGAGUGCUGUAUAUAUUUACACACACACACACACAGAUUACACAAUAUAAGAGAAGCGCUGAUUCUCACAGAAUCCUUAUUUGUAACUCAAGCAAAAAUGACAGCCUUUAUUUGAAGCCGCUCCGUAAAGGAUAUAAACAUUCCAGUGAGCACUAACAGUGAGCACAGCCUAAAUCACCUUCAUGCCACUUGAGCCGAGAGAUUCCAGAUGUGCAGUUUUAUCUUAUCAAAACCCGUUAGCUAACCCGUGCCAAGUCAAACUGCUCCUCGAUUCAGGAUUAAUGCAUUCACUAAUCAUGACUUAAAACACUGGAUCUCACUACUCCAUCAUUUCUGGUUAAAUAACAAACAGCACUGAUAACAAAUUCUGCUUUAAAUGACACUCGAAUGCAAAAGUUUGCCCCCCCCAUACAGAAGUGCAUACAGUGUUGCUUACAAGAAAAUCAGAACAGACAAACUCAUAGCAUAUAUAUUUCAUUGGGCAUGACAAUGACAGUUUAUAUAACAAGGCAAUAUUUUGUUUGAUGUCGUCUACUCCUCCAUUUUUGCCACCUUCUUGUUCUCUCUUGAGUCUCAGUUCAGUUCAAUUUAUUUAUCUAGCGCUUUUCAACCAGGGAAAAUUUUCUCAAAGCAGCUCUACCGGAAUAUAGAAACAUGGAAUAAAAAUGAGGGUUUAGUGGAUAGCACUGUUGCUUCACAGCAAGAAGGUUCUGGGUUUGAAUCCCGGGUUAGAACAGGCAUGGGCUUUUCUGUGUGGAGUUUGCAUGUUCUCCCCGUGCCUGUGUUUCCUCCCACAGUCCAAAAACAUGUACAUUAGGUUGAUUGGUAAUUCUAAGUUGCCUGUGAGGUUGUCUGUCCAUAUGUGACCCUGUGAUGGACUGGUGACCUGCUCCAGCAGAUCCCCCUUUAUUCCUAAUUAGGAAUUAAAUGGUUAUAGAAAAUGGAUGGAUGGAUUAAAAAUGCUAAAGCUUAAAAUUAAAUUAAUAUUUAUGCGUAAUGAGCAAGCCUGAGGUGCCAGUGGUGAGGAAAAACUCCCUGAGAUGAUAUGAGGAAGAAAGGGAACCUCAUCAUCAUGUGGGUGACCCUGGACAGUAAAUAAUGUCCUUUCUAUAACAGUUUAUAGUCACAAAACCGGUGGAAAGCAAGAGUAACGGCUAGAGAAACAAAUUCAUAUCAAAAUGUGUACAGUAAUAUGUUUUGGUUAACUAUAAACCAUUAAAAAAACCAUAGUGACUAUAUCCUUAAAUGAGACAGAAAUCCAAAAUUGAAGCCAUUUAAACCAAUACAAAAAUAGUUGAAAGUGAAUUAAAAGGUAAACACUUUAAUUAAAGGGCUACAAACCAUCAUUAAAUGUUUUCCCAUUUAGAAUAUCUAAAAUAUUCGGCCAUUCUUACGAUGAUGCGACAUCUAUAAAAAUCGAACACACUAAAGAAUCUGUAGCUACAAAUGAUCUUCAUUUGGCUUUAGGGGUGUACAAACUUUUGCACUCGACUGUGAGAAGACGAAUGAAACUGCUUACCUUUCAACACGAACACAGAAACUCAGACUAGAUGAAAACACCACUCCCUGUCCAGCGGACAGAGGGAGCCAGAGGAAAGGCGUAGCUGCAGAGCUCCCUGCACAGAGCUUAGCUCCACCCCCUGACUAUGAGACCCCCCUUAACUUUGUGUUACCAUGGAUACUGUGGAGGGCAAGAGCCGUAGCCUAGGUUUUCUAUUUCCUGUUUUGUAUUGCUGUGUAUUAUGAGUUCUUGUUUAAAGAUUUUUUCCCCUUCUAAUGUUCAGCUAAUGCUUUAAUAAACUUUCAGAAUGCUUUA